Molecule: messenger RNA, 4396 nt
Organism: Toxotes jaculatrix (banded archerfish)
Lineage: Eukaryota; Metazoa; Chordata; Actinopteri; Toxotidae
Product: ETS-related transcription factor Elf-1-like
Exons: 6
Coding region: 1752-2870 (372 amino acids)
Biological process (GO): cell differentiation; regulation of transcription by RNA polymerase II
Cellular component (GO): nucleus
Molecular function (GO): sequence-specific DNA binding; DNA-binding transcription factor activity, RNA polymerase II-specific
Source: RefSeq, a predicted model, not a curated record
GUUGGACAUGGCGAGGCUCGGUCAACUUAGCUAACGGUAACAUAAGCCAGGCAACACUAACAGUCAGAUAUGGACCAUUUACUUUAUAAUUACACCCGUUUUGGGGACAACAGACCACCUGCCGUGUUUCUUUAAACAUGGCCAGUUGUUCUGACAGGUCGGUGGCUGGUUUUCUCAGCGGCUGAAAGAGUUGAGCCCGCGACAAACAGCUGUUAGCUAGCAGAUGUUUUGUAGCUCACUGGCUCACAGCCUGGUCACGUUACAUAAAUAGAUGAGCACAAAACAACAGACACCCCUUUGAUAAUAUUUAGCCUCAGGGGCACAUGUGUAGCAAGGUGGAUGACAAUAGAUGUGAUCAAAUAAAGAAGCAUAGAUGUCCAUAUUGUUUGCUGUGGAGGAGAAACAUCCUGUCAGACACGAGUGUCCCGUGUGUUAAAAGUAGGUUCGUCUUUGCCAGUGGGAACCUGGAAAGGUUGUCCAGGAGCUAAUUUAGGAGCUAUCUGGAAUAUUUAUUGCCAUAAUAUUUAAUUAAUAUUCCAGCCACAAGAGGCCGACUGCGUGAGACUUCAUUUUCCCUCCAACUCACUUCUGUGAGGCAGCUGCCACUCCAACUGGUAGUGGCACAAAUGCAGACUUUGUAUGUAGAUUGUAUGAAUUCAUACGUGCAGCCAUCUCAGCCACUGCUGUUUCUGCAAUGAAUUACUGUUGAACAUUUCCAGGAAAGCUCAUUCCCUCCACUGAGGGGGGCACAGUGAAGGGGUACUUGAACCCAUCUGAGAGGGCUGUAUGGUUAACAUCACACAACAAAGUUGUAACCACUGAUCUGGUGGUAUUUGGCCAUGCACAUAGUUUGGUUUUAUAUGCUCAGGUUUUCAGAUAUAUAUCGCUUAAAAUUUUACAGUCACCCCAGCAGAAAGGGGGUGAAGUGAAUUUAAACUGCGGUGCUUGAAACUAGGGAACAGAUGAUAUGGAUAAAAUCAUCUAUAAUGAUAUAUGUAAUUAUAUAGCAAAAUAUCACUAUAUAUCAUAACAUAGCACAUUUUCUGGAUUAUUAACUCAGACAUAGAUGAAAUAACUAAACAGGAAUGCCUGUAUUUGGCCAGUCCAACACUGAAAAAUUACAUUUAAAAAUUUCUACAGCAACAUCUCUUAAUAGAAACCAUGACCCAGUUGCUAUAGAUAAACAAGCCUUUGCAUGCAGAUAUUUUGACGUAUAUUGUAUAGAAGCAAAAGCGCAGGUGUUUCUAAUAACAUUAACAAAGGGUCUGUCUUGUUCAAGUGUCCCAGUAAGUCAUGACAGUGAGCCAGCAUGUGCAAUACCAGGACCCUGAAAAUGAAGCAGCUAAAUGGAAUCAAGUCAUCAUUCAUUUUGUUCUCUACACCUGUGCUUUUCUUCCUAUGACAUGUGCAAAAGGCCUAUUCUCAGACCUUGCUGUGAACAGUUCUCAUGUGAACUACUUUCUACAGAGGAAAUAGUCCCUACAAAAAUAGUUUGGUCUGUCUUCUGUUGAUUAUCCAGAGAGAUAUAGAUAUAUUGCUAUUGAAUUAUUUAAAUGUGAUAUUUCUGCCCCUUGAGCACCACAGGUGAAAUUCCUUUUGUCCCCAUUGUAUUGGAUGGCAGCAGAUGCACAUAUCUUUAAAUGAAAACUAUCUGCAUUCCUCGAUGCCACUAGAAGAGAGAGAAUAUUUUUCAUAAUUUGGUCGGCGCGACCUUUUAAGUGGAGCCAUGUGAAAGUGGAGAAGAAGAGACCAUGGAGACGCUCGUUGCUGCUGACUCGCUUCUCAACAUGGACUGCUCUGACACCCUCUCCCUGGAUCAACACUACUCCCAGACCUUCUUACCAUCGCUGGGUGAUGUCGUCACUGCUCCUGUUACCCAGGUGACUGUGUCAGCAGAGGGGAUUGUGGGACCUGUUGACCAGUCACAAUGGCACUCGUUGCACACAAAGAAGCCCGCGGCACAGCUGCAGUCCAAAAAGAGAGGUCGAAAACCUCGACAUCGGAGGGCAGAGUCUCCCACACCAGACAUUACAGUGAAAAAGGACAAAUACAACAAAGGAGGAAACACGCUGUACCUGUGGCAGUUCCUUAUGGAGUUGUUGCAGGAUCGACAAGUCUGCCCUCGCUACAUCAAAUGGACUAAUCCCCACGCGGGGAUCUUCAAGCUGGUCAACUCAAAAGCAGUGGCUAGACUCUGGGGCAAACACAAGAACAAGCCAGAUAUGAAUUAUGAGACAAUGGGCCGAGCACUCAGGUACUACUACCAAAGGGGGAUACUGAAUAAGGUUGAAGGCCAGCGCCUCGUCUACCAGUUCACCUCCCUGCCCAAAGACAUGAUUUAUAUCACAGACGGAGACGGCACCAAAGAAGAAGAAGAUGACGAUCACGAUGACAAUAGCGGCAAUGAUGAAGGUGUGAGCGAUGACUCUGAUGACAGCACAAUAUCUUCUAGUGACCAUUCGGUGGAGGAUGAAGAUUCCCACCCACCACAAAAGAAGACGUCAUCGAGUAGCUCUGCCCGAGCCCAGCGGACCAGGCCCGCUCCCAGGCCUUCAGGCCAGGGUGACACCGUCCUGCGCCCUGCCAGCACCAGCCUGAUCCAGGAGCAGCAUUUGCCCAUUGUGUCUGCUGAGAUGCUGCGGACCCUCCAGAACCUGGAGAAAGUCCAGUCCCUGCAGCCCACAGGUCACGCCUCUGUCUUUCAAACGGCUCAGCUACUGGGGAGUCUGUACGAGCGACAGGCUUCUGCCGUGGCGGCUGGAGACAGUGAGGGUGCACCUGAGACACAUGAUAAAAAGUCACACAGAGGGCAGAGAAGUUCAAAAGUAGAGACUCCACAGCUGGUGCCUCUGACUAGCUCUGACCAGUAGAGCAGAGCAAUCCAGCACCAAACACACACACAUGCACAUACACUCCACUGACUCAGGACCAGUUACAGAGCUGCGCUUUGCUGUGGCAAUGUCCUCACACCAGGGCCUAUAUUUCAUAGGUGUGUAAGAGUGGGAUUAUUGAUCUAGGAUUACUUUUGUGCUUUGGAAUUUUUUUUUGUAAUAAAUUGGUAAUAAAGGUAAUUCUAGAUCAGGACUCCCUUACUUACCCCGAGUUGGGAGGAAAUUGUCAGUAACCCAAAUCUCAAAGCGUUCAGCAGUUUACCUUCUCAGUAGACAGGCAGGCUAUAAAAGCUCAUGUCCUUUAUCUCAGCCUUCUAUAACUCUCUGUAUCAGUUAACUACACAAGACACCAAAGACAGACAUGCACUGGAAUCUACAGCCUCUCUGCGCCUUCUGCACUUCAGCUUCAGUGUCAUGGAGCUAAUUAUCUGAUCCGCACAGAUCUGCCUUUAUUCUUGCUCUGCCUCACUCUUUUCUUUUUACUGUCACAUGCUGAAUCAUUCCUCUGCCUUGAUGCACUAAUGUUUACUCCUGCUGUAUGUUUCUUCUCUUAAGUGCCUAAGGAUAUUAGACCCUGCUUCCACUGUUCCUGGUAAUCAUGAGGUUAUUGAGGGAAAACAUUCCAUAUUAUUAUUAUUAUUGUUUUUUUUUUAAGAUUACUUAAUUAUAUUUGUAUUGUGAAAUGUUGAAAACAAGGGAUCACUGUUAUUUCUAGAACAGGAAUUUAGCACUGCUGCUGUUAAUAGCUGAUGUAUGUACACAGUGGACCUGACUUUUGUUGACAAUCACCGGUGAAAUGGUCUCGUAGCCUUUUUUUUUACUUAGCUACAGCGCCUCCUGUAGAGUAGCCUUUCUGCAAUGCACAUAUUCUGUUUAGUUACUACAUAUAUAUAUAAAGCCUUAUAUGGACUUCUGAAGCGUAUCUUUGUGUAUUGUGUGUUACAUACUGUAUGUUUGUGAACAUGCUUGACUGUGCCUUGUUGCCAUUUUCUCGCCUCAGGUUUGUAAAAAUUUGUUUUGCUGUGCAGACUAUAUACUCUAUGCAAGGAGUAAAACAGCCGGCCCUUUAUAAUGAAGUAAUGCUAAGUUCAGUGUUUUCUCUUCAGUUCAUCUUGGUUUAGCCUCACAAAGCCAGUCUACAAAGUUCACCUCACUCCAAAUGUAAACUGAGCUUUUCAGAUUUAGGCUGGCGUCUGCGAGGCUAAACGUGGUUUGGAGAGAGGAGAUGCUGUGAACUGUGCCUUUGCCCCCAGGAAACCCCCUAUGCAAAACUGUUUUCACUUUAUUACUGAGUAAAACAUUUAUUUUGAAAUCCCCUCACUUUGCUUUAUCUGCAGGUCUUGUGAUAUUGUAAGUUUUACUGAUAGCGAUUUGUAAGCUUGUUGCAGAGUGUGAGGUGGAGUUUCUGUUGCUUCUCUUGGUGUGUUUGCUUUCAUGCAGUCCCGAGGUGUUGAAAAGAUAAUGGUCGAUUAUAGGAAAUAAACUUAAUUUUGUCAUCGACUGUG